UUUACGCGUGGACUCUAACCAUCAUAAGAUUUUCCGGUGCUUCCGUCAAGAUCGUCUCACUCGAGGCGGACAAACCGCUGGAGCAGCAAUCGUCGGCACGCCGGAAGCCCAGUGGAAGGCCCGGUAUCUGAUGCGGGAAGAGGGCUUCGUGUCCGGCACCGACGACGUGAGAUUAACCAUGGAGAUCUUGGUGCCGAGUGCGCAGGUCCGACGCAUCAUCGGCAAGGGUGGCCAGAACGUGCGCGAGCUGCAGCGGGUCACCGGAAGCAUAAUCAAACAACCCGAGCACACGUCCGCGAUGCACGUCCACACGUCACAUGUUGAAAAAAUAACCGAUUGCAUACAAAUUGAAGACGUUUGAGAUGAUUGCAAACAAGAAUUCGAUGCAUUUUCUUCUUUGUCUAUUCAUCAACGGUUAACCUGCCGGCGUAGGAUGGCUGAAUGGCACUCGUAGCGGCCCGACCGCUCCCAAAAGCAGAUAGAUCAGUACUGGCCGGGGCCAGGGAUCGUGCCCCCGAAGGAUGAUGGUGGGAUCUCACCGUCCCGAACGUCACCGAGAAGGGAACUCCAUGCCAGAUGGACCAGGUGUGUCAGAUGUACCAGGUGGAUAUAGUGGAUUAUGCAAUAGUGUGUGAAUAUUGUGAAAUUGUGAUAUUUUAAUGAAUUAUAAAUGUGAAUAAAGCAAGCAAA
Molecule: messenger RNA, 690 nt
Organism: Culex quinquefasciatus (southern house mosquito)
Lineage: Eukaryota; Metazoa; Arthropoda; Insecta; Diptera; Culicidae
Product: insulin-like growth factor 2 mRNA-binding protein 2
Exons: 3
Coding region: 131-361 (76 amino acids)
Molecular function (GO): RNA binding
Source: RefSeq, a predicted model, not a curated record